Molecule: messenger RNA, 3181 nt
Organism: Oryza sativa Japonica Group (Japanese rice)
Lineage: Eukaryota; Viridiplantae; Streptophyta; Magnoliopsida; Poales; Poaceae
Product: galactoside 2-alpha-L-fucosyltransferase
Biological process (GO): cell wall biogenesis; xyloglucan biosynthetic process
Cellular component (GO): Golgi apparatus; membrane
Molecular function (GO): galactoside 2-alpha-L-fucosyltransferase activity
Source: RefSeq, a predicted model, not a curated record
GAGAAAAGGGGGAGAGAAAAGAGAGAAGGGAGAGAGAGAGAGAGGGAGGAGGAAGAAGGGAAGGAUAAAGGUGGGUCCCACAAUUUAUUUUAUGUAUGAAUGACAGAUGGAUCCCGCAGGUAUUUUUUUAAUUAUAAUGUCACGUAAGCGGCACGUGGAAUGAAAACCGGGUUAGCACCGCCACGUCAGCACCACAUCAGCAAAACUGCCCUCCAAAACCGCUCGAAGAGUCAAAUUGCACUGGUUUCAGUAAUUCAGGAGUCGUCCUACCCGGUUUUACAGUUAAGGGUCACGAAUUAAAUUCGGUGAAUAAUUAAGGGAGUCUAAGUGGACUUUUUCCUUUGUGGAUAGAUAAUGUGGCCCUAAUCCAUGCGCUCGGUUGAAGUGAGCAUAUCGAUCAAAUACGGACAUAGGAGUACGUUGUUUUAACUUUUAACUGAGUUUGCUAAGUAGCCAUACUGCCAUACUCCUGUUAGAGUAAACAUCUCUCCACACUAGUACGAGUACUUAAAAUAUAUGACAGUCAAAAUAUGUCUGUUCAAUCUGGAACAUGAAGCAUGUGCAGUUAAUGCGUUCAAUUCACCACAUGGUUAAGCCCAAGCGGCGGUAAAAAGAAGUGUCCGGUUUUCAAUCAGUUUACAGUACAAAAUUAGCAAUCUCGAUGCAUAGGAUUCAGAUGAACGGUCAACCACGCAAAACGGGCAGCAGCAACGCAGAUGUAUAGCUUCGUAGUGGUCGACUAAACAAGUCUACGAGAUGUGAACCGCGGUCUGGAGCAAAGGCGCAGCGCCUAGUCCCACGCAAAUUAACCUCCUAGUAAUAAUUUUCUCCUCCUAAUCUCCUAUAGUAGUACUACUAUACUGCUAGCUGCUGCGUUUGUCUUUGCUUGCAGCAUAGUGCACCACACUACACCGUCCGCUCAGCGAAGGCGAUAUAACAGCAAUGCAGGUGCAGCAACGCAAGCCCAAGGCUUGCGCCGAGAGCGCCGCGGCGGCGCGAGGAGCGGAUCAGCAGCAGUGCGACGGCAGGCCGCUGGAGGCGGGCGAGGAGUCCCUGGAGCGCUCCGUGCCGCGGAAGAGGAAGCCAGCUGCGGCGGUGGCUGCUGCCGAGAAGCGAUGGAGCUCCGUGGCCUACGUCGUGCUCGCCGCCUUUGUCAUGGCGACGGUCUUCGCCGUUCUUGGCGGGCGGCGCCCCGCCGUCUGGAUCGCCGCCACCAAGGCCCUGCGUCGAGGUUCCGACGAUAAAUCGAUUCCAUUGGCACGAAGCGCCGCUGACAAACUCCUCGGCGGCCUCUUGCCCGAAGGAUUCGACGAGAAAUCAUGUCGCAGCAGGUACGAGUCAUACCUGUACCGCCGGAACCCGGGCCGACGACCAUCUCCGCACCUCGUGGCGCGGCUGCGGAUGCACGAGGAGCUCCAGAGACGGUGCGGCCCCAACACGGAGUCGUACAACCGCGCCGUGCAACGGCUGAGGGACGGCGGCGCCGCCGAGGCCGACGCGCACUCGCCGGACGACGAGCAGUGCAAGUACGUGGUCUCCAUCUCGUACCGCGGCCUCGGGAACCGCAUCCUCGCCGCCGCGUCGGCCUUCCUCUACGCGGUGCUCACCGGCCGCGUCCUCCUCGUCGACCCGAGCAACGAGAUGGACGAGCUCUUCUGCGAGCCGUUCCCCGGCACGACGUGGCUGCUCCCACGCGACUUCCCGCUGGCGUCGAGCUACGCGAACUUCAGCGCCGACACCGCCGAGAGCUACGGCAACAUGCUGAAGAACAAGGUGCUCGGGACGGACGGGAGUACUGACGGUGACAUGCCCGCGGCGCAGAUGCCGGCGUUCGCGUACCUCCACCUGGACCACGACUACGGCGACGGCGACAAGAUGUUCUUCUGCGACGACGACCAGCGGCUGCUGUCGAACAUCCAGUGGCUGGUGAUGAGGACGGACACCUACAUCGUGCCGUCGCUGUUCCUGGUCACCACGUUCCAGGACGAGCUCGACGCGCUCUUCCCGGAGCGCGACGCCGUGUUCCACCACCUCGGCCGGUACCUGUUCCACCCGGCCAACCAUGUCUGGGGCCUCGUCGCGCGGUACUACCGCGCGUACCUCGCGACGGCGCGGCAGCUGGUCGGCGUCCAGGUGCGCGUCUUCGACCACCGGCAGGCGAAGUCGCCGCACGUCGUCCUCGAGCAGAUCACGUCGUGCGCGUGGAAGGAGAAGCUGCUCCCGGAGGUACUCGACGCGGUGGAGGACGCGGCCAUGCCCACGCCACCGACGACGCCGCACGGCGGGAGCAACAACUCCAAGGCCGUCCUGAUCACCUCUCUCCGGCCGUGGUUCUACGAGCGCGUCAAGGCUAUGUACUGGGAGCGCGCGACGGCGACCGGCGAGGACGUGAGCGUGCACCAGCCGAGCCACGAGGAGUACCAGCACUUCGGCGAGAAGUCGCACGACGGCAAGGCGUGGGCGGAGAUGUACCUCCUGAGCCUGUGCGACGUGCUGGUGACCAGCGGCUGGUCGACGUUCGGGUACGUGGCGCAGGGGCUCGGCGGGCUGAGGCCGUGGGUGAUGUACAAGCCGGUGAACAUCACGGCGGUGCCGGACCCGCCGUGCGGACGGGACGUGUCCAUGGAGCCGUGCUUCCACUCGCCGCCGUUCUACGACUGCAAGACGAAGCGCGGAGUGGACACCGGGACAAUACUGCCCCACGUUCGGCACUGCGACGACGUGAGCUGGGGAUUGAAGCUUGUUGAUCCGAAUGGAAGUCCGAACUAGUACAACUGUAUAAGGCUUCAUGCUGCAAAAGCAAACUUUACAAAGAUUUCAUUUGCAUGUUUUUUUUUUGGGCCGGGAUGGCCGAAGAAAAGACCACCGGAAUGUUAUUAAGGUUGAGGGAAAAAUUAAAAGAGAACACCAUAAGGAUAUUGAGGUCGGUUCCUUUAAUUCUAGAAACCGCACACCAACCACAAAUACAGGGAUAGAAGAUGUGUCCCCCUCCCAACUCAGGAUUUGGAUCUGGUGCAGUCGUUAAUGUGACUGCAUAAGUUGCGGUUCGGAUCCAAGAGUCAAAAUGCAUCCGGGUAUUAUAUUACACUGUAGCAAAACAUAUUUACUAUUUUUUACAUCGGCACUAUAACCAAUGAUCUGGUCCGUUCAUCAACAAAAUGGAUGGCCCAUAUUUUGUGCA